Molecule: messenger RNA, 1638 nt
Organism: Aspergillus calidoustus
Lineage: Eukaryota; Fungi; Ascomycota; Eurotiomycetes; Eurotiales; Aspergillaceae
Source: the annotation of a GenBank genome assembly
AUGGCACAACCAAAGAGACUCACCGAGCUUCCUGAGAAGAUCCUCGAUAUGAUACUGUGGGAGGUGAGCAAGAUGUCAAGCAUCUACAGCAUGAUGUGGCUUCGGGAAGUCUGUAGAGUCUUCAAGAACCAUGCAAACCGCAUCAUCGCCAACAGGGCGGACUUUGAGAGCCACAACGGCCUCAUGUAUGAGUUCCGGGCGUCAGAUAAGCCGGGGAAAAGAUGGUUGAGAUUCCCACAUGAAAUCAGACUCCAGUACCUGAAGCGCCUAAGGUACAUGGAGCCAGCUGCGGGCGCUCAGCCUCGCUGUUACCUCUACCUUUGGCUGAGCGAGAUGCAACAACUAGAUGCCUUCAAGAGUAUAAGCCACGGCGAACAACCGCGCGUCGUGGAUCAGUUGAUGGCCGGCGCCGCGCUCGGCGAGUUCAACCCGUGGAACUUGGCAGCGACGCAGAACGUCGAUAUUCACAGGCAUCGGCGGAAGGUACCCGUUGAUGGAUGGCACGAUACGUGGGCGCAGGAGUCCACCGAGUCGAUGUACUAUAGCCUUUUGCUGUGCAGGGCGAUUCACGAUCGGGAUCUGGCUGAUAUGGAGAAGUGGCUGAAAGAGUGCGGAACGACACCUCUCUUCACUGUCCGGUUUAACCUAGGGCCAUUGAAGCUUGCCGCUGGGUCUGGCAACAAGGAUGUAAUCAAGAUGCUAUUGCGAUUCAAUUACCCUCCUACGCUUAAUGGUCCGUAUGAGGGUACUCAUCUCCUGGCGACAGCGGUGGAAGACAGCAAUCGCGAAGCAAUGGAAGUAUGGAUGGGUCAUAUCAAAGGCGAAACCGACGAAGGCGUCCUCGCCGAAUUGACACUCGCAGUCCGCGCCGCCGUGAUGGGCAAAAACACCUCGAUGAUCGACCUCAUCCUCGACAAUUGGAACGGCGACAGACAACUGCUAAUGUAUCAGGGCCUCCUCAGAGCCAUCUUCCUCCAAGAUCUCAGCGCAGUCGAGUUCAUCCUAAACAAAACAACUCUCGAUCCAUCCUUCCGACCAAGAGGGCUUACCGAGGGCCCAAUCGCCAAAGCGAUCAGAAAGUGGACACCCAAAGCAGGAACGCCCAUCCUCAAGGCCCUCCUAGAGCGCGGGUACGAUCCAACCACCACGUACAAUGGAAACGAGGACGCGCCGCUCCUCGUCGCCGCGAAGAAGGGCGACCACGAGCUCAUAUCUCUCCUACUCGACUAUGGCGCGCGCGACGACUCACACCGCUGGUCCAUCCUCCCGACGAAGGGCACGCACCCAACCAUAAUGCGAUAUGCCGUUCUGCACGGUGAUGGGAAACUCCUCCGCAUCCUGCUACGCAAGGGAGUUGAUCCCCGAUUCGAGGUUGGGCGUCGCAUGUAUAAAAUCGUUGUCCCCACGAAGAGGACGCUUUCGCUUGGUGACAUAUGGAAGGCGCUACAGUGGGAAAAGGAUCAUGGGACGGAAGGGACUGACCUGGAACAGGUGGUUGAUUACAGUGCCAGGCUUCUUCAUCAGCCUCUCCAGGCUCCGCACACUGAUGUACCGGAGAUGAGUAGGGAGGAGGCCAUCAAGCGGUGGAGGGAGCAGAUGCAGAGGGUGGAGCGAAGGCUAUCGCAUGGAGGUGAAUGA